GUAUUGAACCCUUCACCUUCAUCACACGUCCAUCCCCGCGCCGACCACCCUGUCAUCGCGCACAGCAUCGCCAAACAUGGGCAGCAAAGCCCCCGCAACCAAUCUCCUCCUCACAACAAAGCCGUCGGAGGCGGCGUUGAGCGUGCAACUACACCCCCUCGUCCUCCUCACCAUCAGCGACUACAUCACCCGCCACAUUUCCCGCCAACAGCUAGGCCCAAUCAUCGGAUCAAUCCUCGGUCGACAGCAUGGUCGCAGUCUAACACUGGAGCAUGCGUACGAGUGCAAGACCGGCGAAGGAGAUGGCGGAGUGGUGUUAGACAGGGAAUGGUUCGACGAGCGGCUAGAGCAGUACAAGGAUGUGCACAAAGCGCCCGCCCUGGACCUGGUGGGGAUCUUCAUGCUGGGCCCCACGCAAGGACCGAGCGAUAUCCAUCUGCGCUUUAUCAAGGAAGUGCAGAAGCUCACGUCGACCGAUUCGGUGAUGCUGCUGCUCUUCCAUCCGGAGCAGGUCGAUCAGCUGCAGGGCGGCAAGCUGCCCAUCACCCUGUACGAGAGCGUCAAAGAGCAAGAAGGUGGAGAUGUUGAGACCAAGUUCCGCGAGCUGGGCUUCGAGGUGGAGACUGGCGAUGCGGAGAUGAUUGGGGUGGACUUUGUUGCCACAGGAGCCGGCGUUGCGUCUGCAGUGCCCAGGGGAGAUUCAAACACGGCGACGUCAGCAGCAGAGUCGAGCAGCAAAGAGAAGAAGACAAAAGGGAAGGGCAAGACGAAAGAGACCGAUGGCGGGGCAAAUGGCGCAGUAGCAGCUGGCAUCCUGUCACCCGAAGACGAGGAGCUCAUCGCAUCCCUGACCGCGAAAUCAAACGCAAUCAAGAUGCUGCACCAGCGUCUGAGCCUCAUCCGGUCCUACCUAAACAGCCAGCCGUCUAGUUACCUGACGGACGCCACAUCCAAAGAGCCCGCACCAGACUCGACAAACCACACCCUCCUCCGAAGCAUCAACGCCAUGCUCUCCCGCCUGCCCCUUCUGGCAUCCCCAUCGGCCCCCUCCGCCGCAGGCCUCUCACCCGCAACUGCCGCCGACAAAGAAAAAGAAGACGUCCACUUGACCUCCCUACUCUCCGCCCUCACCCGCUCAAUCUCCGAAACCCAGGUCUUGAGCAGCAAAUUCAACAUAGUCGCGCGCGAAAAGGCGGUUAAAGAGCGCUCGCCCUUCGCUGGGAGUGGUGGGGGAAUGAACAAGGGUGGAGGCAGGCUGGGGUUUGGUGAGGAUGGUCUGCUAUCUGGUGGAGACUCCGGAGGCUACUAGCAGCAGCAUCCGUACUUCUUCACCAGAUAGAGAUUCUCUCACGAAUCCGCCGGCUUCAAUCUUCAAGAGACGAGGAGGGCUACGAAUAGGAAGUUAUCAGCAGAAGGGCGGGGAUUCGAGCAAGCGGGAAUAUUGCAUCAAGACCGCUGCAGGUCUCGGCAUGCAUUAGAUGGAAGCAAUGACUGUAUGAUGAUGGGCACAGAGGAUAGAUUAGGUGUGAUACCCCCAAGAAAAAUCAAAAUGCACGGGCAACUCGAUCCACGA
Messenger RNA from Neohortaea acidophila, 1573 nucleotides. RefSeq lists its product as uncharacterized. The transcript has a single exon. Lineage: Eukaryota; Fungi; Ascomycota; Dothideomycetes; Mycosphaerellales; Teratosphaeriaceae. The record is from RefSeq and is a predicted model, not a curated record. Gene Ontology annotation, cellular component: COP9 signalosome. Gene Ontology annotation, biological process: protein deneddylation. The coding region runs from base 77 to 1309 and encodes 410 amino acids.